Messenger RNA from Callorhinchus milii (elephant shark), 1277 nucleotides. Its product is annotated as E3 ubiquitin-protein ligase RNF183. NCBI's taxonomy places the organism in Eukaryota, Metazoa, Chordata, Chondrichthyes, Chimaeriformes, Callorhinchidae. Gene Ontology annotation, biological process: protein ubiquitination. The transcript has a single exon. The coding region runs from base 331 to 891 and encodes 186 amino acids. Gene Ontology annotation, molecular function: ubiquitin protein ligase activity. The record is from RefSeq and is a predicted model, not a curated record.
UGAGGUGAGAACACUAAUCACUACACUACGGGACUCCAAAAUCCCAAGCAACGACAGAGAGUGGGAUAGCUCUCUUCCAGAGGCACGAAGGGCAGGACUCUGCGGCACAGAAACCGGUGCGAAAGCGUGAGGUGCGAUCAGCCCGACCGUCUUACUCUGGUUCCCCGAGAGCUUCGCACAGAGAAGGCUGCAGAUCGUCAAGCGCUCGUGGUCGCACAGGGGUCCGGGUUCUAUCUGCCGUGACAUUGAGGGGCUCCGCUUGGUGUUCACCCCCCACCAUCUCCCCACUGCGCCCACAACCGGCCACUUACUUCACUGCGUCUCGCUGCGAUGCUGCAGGGAAAUGACCCCGGGGAACCCGAGUGUGUGAUUUGCUGGAAUCGCUAUGACAAUGCCUUCCGGAUGCCCAAGGUGCUGGAAUGCAAACACACCUUCUGCCUGGAGUGUCUGGCCCGCAUGAGCCUGGCCUUCGUGUCGGAGUCGGCCCCGGAGGUGUCCUGCCCUCUGUGCCGGCAGUUGACCGUGCUGGGGCCGGGCCGGCAGAUCACAGGGCUCCCGGCCAAUGCCGACAUCCUGCGCCACUUGCAGCUCGAGCCCUUCAACGUGCUGCUGGACCGCGGGCGACUGGUCUACAAGGGCUCGAGGAAAGCUCACUUCCUGCUGCACCGGCCCACGGUCUACACCCUCAGCCUCGAUGUGGAGAGGCAGCGGGACCUCUCCCUGUCCCCGGGGGGAGGGGACGGGGCUCCCGGCCGGAGAUUCCUGCGGAAAUGCUGCCAGAGCGUUCAUCUCCGGGCCUUGACGUACGUGCUGAUCAGCGUGUUCGGGAUCUCCAUCUUCCUGAUUGUCUCCUUGUUCUGGACCAAGCAGAUCUUGUGGGGGAUGGGCUGAGCUGAGCCAGCGAGCGAGCGAGCUUGCGAGGUGAGGCUGACGAAAGUCAUGGAGCAAAAGACCAAACACUCACUCUCGGGCAGAGUGAGGCACUGGAUGAUUCCGCUCUGCCGGCUACUUUGGAAGCAACUCCGCGGCCCGAGCCGCUCUCUCUUGUGUUGUAUUUGAAUUUGUUUUUUCAUACAAAAGGCCGUAUUAUUUAGAACCUCACACGUACGGACCAGGGGUGAGGAGCGGCUGCUCGGAGUGACAGCCACCUCCCUCACGCUUUGCUCCUGCCCCUGAGCUGUGCCCUUUGCUGUUAGCUGAACUUGUUGGGAAGAACCAGGAGACAAAUCCCCUUUCAUAAAAAUAUUAAUAAUCUUUACGUUCGAUACGGCGCCUUU